UCACGAAAUGUAAUGCAUAUUAUAAAUUUGAUGCAUAGUAUGAAAAGAAACCAGACAGAGACUUGGAAGCAGACUACUUGAAACACGACCUCGACCGACCAGGGAUCGAGUUUGGAGGUCAAGAUUGGGAAACGGUAUUCACACUCCCAGAAAUACAGACCGAUAUGUCAUACAUAUACCGCACCAUGCACCGCUAACACUGCGCUCUGUGAACUGCAUGCAUGCAGCAAAACAUACGGAAACCAUUAUCCUCAAUAUGAAUCGCGUCUCAUCUCAUCGAUGGAGUAAUACUUUUCGUAAGUAACGUGGUGAAUCGCAUCAGUCUCAGACCAGUAGCCUAACUAUACCCUGAUGAAUGGACAUGUAGUGAUCCAAACGACAUGUCGUCCCGACUAUACUUCUUUGCCGUCUGCUUCGGUUGUCUCAUUCUAGCGGCUAUCAUCAGCUUCACGAGAAUUUACGCCGUCAUCUGCAACAAAAGUGAAUCCAUACUCAACUACCGAGGAAAGUCGCUUGCCUUGAAGACGCCACAAAGGCACUACUCUCAAGAAGGCGGGUCUUUGCACGGAGGCAAAUGUCAUACGAUCUCUUCAGAUUGGGUUCAGCAUCUGAAAUCCAGCAAGGAAUUAGAUUCACUUGGAUGCAAGCAGAAAUUACCGAAGGUCCUCAUCAUCGGCGCGAGGACGUCAGGUACGCGGACUCUCAAUAGGAUCCUAGGGUUCCAUCCGCAGCUGGCGACAGCAGCAUACGAAGUAAAAUUCUUCGAUAAGAACUACCAUCGUGGAUCGGAAUGGUACAGAAGUCAAAUGCCUUUCAGCACACCCGACCAGAUCACGUUAGAGUCGACAGAAGGUUACAUGUAUCAUCGAAAUGCUUCUUUGAGGGUUUCAAAGACACUUGGAGAUGACAUCAAAGUCAUCAUCAUGUUGCGUGAUCCUGUAGCGAGGUCCAUCUCUGACUAUCUCCUGACCCGGCACAGGAUUUACGACUCCAAAAUGACUUCCGCGCACUACAAGCGAGUCUUCAAGGAAUCGCGAUCGCUAGACCGUCUGCUCGUCAGCGGUAAAGGUAAGCACGGUAGACGAGGUUCAACCAAGAUGUCUUACACCAUAGAAGAUACCUUCGAGAAAACAGUCCUGAAAAACCCUGAUCUUGUAUCUCAUAAAAACAUAUUCAUUGCUGACAGUCUUUACGUGUACUACUUGCGGAGUUGGGUCAAGAAGUUUACGCCUAACCACAUCCUGGAAGUCAACGCCGAAAAAUUUGCGAGAAAGCCAGGUGAAACCCUGGCUAAAGUCGAGGAAUUUCUCGGUGUGAGACCAUUCUUCCGACCGGAUUACUUCAAGUUUAAUAUGAACACCAGUACAUUCUGUCUUCAAAAACCACAAUCAAUUUGCAUGCCUCGACUGCCUGUGGAAUACCCAGUGAUAAGCGAGGAUGCCAUAUCAAAACUUCGAGGACAUUUUGAAAAUAGCUGCCGCUAUCUAUUCUUACUUCUUAAACAUUACUCAGAACUGAUUGGAGAUAUUCCCCUCAACUACCAUCCAAUUGAAUGACCGGGUAUAAACAAACAAUAGAUGGGACGAUAUGGCUAGAACAUGAAAUGUGUAUAUUUGGCUGUAAAUAAUCUUCUAAACAUAUUUAUUCUACCCGUGAUGUAUAACGUCUACUGUCUACAUGCCUAUACAUUGCCAGUUUUCUUUUGCAUCGUGAUAAGUUGCAAGAAAUAUCGAUAGUCAUCUUGAUAAUAUUUUCACAUGCAUUGGGAUUUUAUGUUUCCCUAAUCGUACAACAAUUUUGAUAAGAAGAAAAUGUACCUGGUUGGGUACGGGUGGGGUAAUCCCUUUGACAGCUCACUCAGUAUACUGGGAUUGGUACUUAAACGGAACUCGUAUGUCGAUAUAUUUUCACUCUUAUUUAUUUUUUGAAAUGCACACAUGUAUUCACAAUCCUUUUACUCAGCGAAUUCACCAAUUCAUGUCAAGUAUCUAAGCGCAUUUUCCUUCAGGCAAAACUAACGGUGCUACAAAUAAAAUUUCGGCGGUAAAUAGAUGUAACUUGUUAUUCAAUGCAAAAGGAAUAACAUACCCUUGUGAAUAAGAAGAGUAGAUAUUGCAAAAUAAAAUUAACGGGUUCACUUUAGCGAGGUGACCAAGAGUUUCUCCUACAGGGUGCUACAAAGUAAUACAAUAUUAUUUUGUUAUUACUUGUACUCAGAUGCAAAGCGAUUAUUAAAUGAAUAGACGAUUACAAAAUGUAAACCUCGCACGGACGUUGCGAAAUGUAUAUUGCUGGUUCUUUCGCGUGGAAACCAAUUUCCUUAUGGAUUAGUUUACUUCCGUUUAUAGCGAUGUUAUAAAUCAUGUUAUGUUAUAAAUGAUUUUUGGUUGCACCGAAACCGUUCUGUGAUUCUCGUCUUCUUGACAACAAUAAUUUAUGGGAGUCUGAACUUAUGAAGUCUUAUUGAUCACACUUUUGUUUCCAUGACAUCCUCAAAAGCCACCAUUGUUAACUAUAAUUGUUUUUUUUAUUUAUUAUAGUGCUAUUUUGACUUAUGUGGAAGUGUUUGAAAUGAGGGGUGUCGAACACAUACGGGUGACGAACAUAGGCUGACGGGACUACAAAGGGAUGUCGGGACAUUGAGGCGAAUUGUAGCCUGUGAUCGCAUUUUGCUGUACCUGCAUCGAACGAAUGGAACAAUAUCCCCGCAAUGCUUCCCCAGACCAAUUUAAGAAAUUAUCGACAAAAUUGUCACACCAAUUGUUAAGACAUUCCUAUUAAUUUGUACUUAUUUUAAGUGUAUUGUAUGUAUUGUCUAUUUUGUUAACGCUGUGAUAUAGCUGUACUAUGUAGAUCGUACUAAGUGCUAGUUAUUAUUAUUAUUAUUGUUACUAUUAUUAUUAUUAUUAUUAUUAUUAUUAUUAUUAUUAUUAUUAUUAUCAUUAUAAUUACUUUCGUUAUACACAUGAUUUAUUAUUGGGACACAAGCGUUUAGGAACGUAGGUGUGUCUGAAAAUUAUUCGGAAUGUCGGAUCUGACGGAUCAUAGAGCUAGAGGUGUUGAAACAUGGGCGUUACGCGGUAAAGGGGCGUUUUAACCCAGAUGCGUUAAAAUUUGUAGUAUUGAAACAUGUAGAGAUGGGAAAAGGGGGUAUCAAUUCAUACUAGGAAUGGCACGGAACAUAAAAGAUGUAGAAAUAUAAGGUGUCUGUACAUAAGGUGUUGGAACGUCAUUAUAAAGUGUAUGAACAUAAGGGUAUUUGGAAAAAGGGUAUAUCGGAACAAAAUGAUGCUGUGAGAUAUAUAUAUAUGAGACAUAUAUAUACAUAUAUAUAUAUAUAUAUAGGUGUUGCCAUUGGUGGUGGUCAAUAUUUGAUAAAUUCUAUGUUACUGAUUCAUUCGCGAUAGUUUAGGUACAUCAAUUAUGGAGAUGAAGUGUUGAUUACUUGGCUAUCUUAUACCCUUCAAAAAUAUUUGGGUCAAGUUUUAAUCCAUUCGAUUAUUGCUUCACACGCCCGGAUUUGAAGACCGAGGUGGAGCCAACAAUGUAUUGUAUACCCCUUAGUUAGUGAGACAUUUACAUGGUUCAAACUUUGAACUUAAUUUUGCUCAGUUCGGACUACAAGCAAUGAUACUUUACAGAGGACAAACGUUAUCUGAAAUGUAUUUAUCAUUCUAAUAUCUUCGUAAAAUAAGAUGUGUCAAAGUGUCAUGUUUUGAGGGGGGCGUGAGCACAAAUUUUCGGUCAAAAUUUCUAAACUUUAUAGUUUUGAUUGCUAAACUUCACAACUAGGAUGAUGUAGACCUGAAAUGGAAUGCGUAUAGUAAGUAUGUUGUAGUAAAGGAAUGAUUCAAAUGCGUUUCUUUCUAAUGUGUGUUUGAUAUGAUUUGUUUUGUUUUUGUUUUUGAUAUACAUCCGUUGUUCCGGCAUUGUUCGUGCCCUUCUGAUGGGCACAUGACGCAAUAUUCUUCCUUCAAUCUCAUGAAAUUUGUGCAUUUGAAAUAUGUUCAUUUUCUUUUGUUUCAUUAAAGUGAAAUCAAUUUCGUGCCAUGUUCACUUGUA
This is a messenger RNA of Strongylocentrotus purpuratus (purple sea urchin), 4062 nucleotides long. RefSeq names its product heparan sulfate glucosamine 3-O-sulfotransferase 5. Gene Ontology annotation, molecular function: [heparan sulfate]-glucosamine 3-sulfotransferase activity. Lineage: Eukaryota; Metazoa; Echinodermata; Echinoidea; Camarodonta; Strongylocentrotidae. The transcript has 2 exons. The record is from RefSeq and is a predicted model, not a curated record. Bases 381 to 1556 code for a protein of 391 amino acids.